Lucilia sericata (common green bottle fly) is the source of this 1851-nucleotide messenger RNA. It is a transcript of the gene wrapper, whose product is annotated as neogenin. NCBI's taxonomy places the organism in Eukaryota, Metazoa, Arthropoda, Insecta, Diptera, Calliphoridae. Gene Ontology annotation, molecular function: protein binding; axon guidance receptor activity. Bases 173 to 1792 code for a protein of 539 amino acids. The record is from RefSeq and is a predicted model, not a curated record. Gene Ontology annotation, cellular component: neuronal cell body; plasma membrane; axon. The transcript has 6 exons. Gene Ontology annotation, biological process: synapse organization; homophilic cell-cell adhesion.
CAAAUUAAACAGUUCAAAUUGAGCGUUGGGCUCAAGCGGUGUAAAAUUCAAUUUAAACGUUAAAUUCGGUUAAAAUUAAAGAAAAAUUCUUUUAAACUUAAGAAAAAAAAUUUAAGAAAAUAUUAAAAAAAAGUUUUAUGUUAGAAAAAAAGAGGCCUUUAGCUAGAAAAAAAUGAGUUUUAUUACAAAAUUUUGUUAUUUAAUAAUAAAUUUAACUUUAUUAAUCCAUAUCAAAGGCCAAGAGUUAAAUUUAGUGCCAAAUGAUGAACUAUAUAGUAGAGAUUUUUAUACCGUGCCCACUACUGUGAAAACCUAUGAAAACGAUAAUGUUUUAUUGCCCUGUGGUUACAAGUUGCCUUAUCUCUCGGUACGCUGGUUAAAAGAAGAAGACUUCCUAUUGGAGUCCCCUCGCUCAGAACCUGUUUUUAUGGAACGUUUACAUUUGCUAGCCAAUGGCAGUCUAGAGGUUAUGAAUGUCCAGGCUGAGGAUACGGGCAAAUAUUAUUGUGAAAUUAUCACUAGCACGGGUAAAGCUUUACAGCCCCAUGCCAUAGAAGUACAAUAUGCCCCACGCAUUUCUACCACUCCUAGCGGUUAUAUAGAACUGCCUAUAGGUGCUGUUUUGGAAAUAAUUUGUGAAGCUGAGGGUGUCCCUCAACCCGCCGUCAGUUGGGUUCAUAAUAAUGAGACCAUAAUUGAUUAUUUGGUGGGUAAUCGUCAGAUACAUAUAGUGGAAAUUAAAUCGCGUAAUAUGUCGGGAAAUAUAGAGUGUAUCGGGCAGAAUGGUGUGGGUGGUCAAGCUGUGUCCGAUGGUGUGGAAUUGGUGGUGUUGUUCCCUCCCGAAAUUCGUACUUUACGCAAAAUCUACUAUUCCAAAAUUGGUGGUCGCCUACAACUCGAGUGCUACGUCGAAUCAGCUCCCUUAGCUAAGGUUAAAUGGUUUCAUGCCGGCAAACCCAUUACUUACGGUUCCUUCUUUGGACGCCAAGACAGCGAAGAAUUAUCGCCAAAUCAAACGACAACACAACGUUACUAUUCCGAUAUGAAACAUUCUUUAAUUGUUAAAAAUGCCCGUGAAAUUGAUAUGGGUAUGUAUGAGUGUAGAGCGGAGAACACGAUUGGAGUGCAAAGUGCUUAUAUGGAGGUAACAUUCCGUCCAAUGCCAUGCACUUUUAAGAUUAGCCCUGACAUGCAGAGUCCCACGGCGCAUAUACUGGUGUGGCAAACUGAAAGUUACUCGCCAAUUAUUGAAUUUAAACUUAAAUUUAGACAAGUACCAUCUGACAGCAGUUUUGUAUACUCGACAACAACAACGGUGACAGCGCAAUAUGCCGCUGAAUGGACGGAGCUGACAAUACCCUCUUCGAUAUCAAUAGGUCCCAUUUAUACCACCACCUAUACCCUGCAUGGUUUACAUCCCGCCAGUAUUUAUCAGGUGGUAGUUUUGGCACGUAAUCAUUAUGGCUGGAGUGAUAGCAGUAAAAUUUUACGUUUUGCCACCGGAGGAGAAGUUGAAUUUCCCAAUUAUUCCACUGAAUCGGAUAAAUUUGAUGACGCAAAUGAUGAGAUCCCAAAUUCCGCAGCUAUUGAUGAUAGUAAUGAUCUAAUGAAUAAUAAAACUUUGGAAGAAAUAGCUGAAAAUACUAUAGAUCCCUAUAAAGAUUUAAAAUUAUAUGCCACCAUGACUUUAUAUCCCUCAACUGGCAGUAGGUUUAGCAACAAUUGCGCUUGUUGGGGACAGUAUUUAAGUGCUAUUGUAGUCAUAAUUGCUUAUAAAUUGUAUUUGCAUUGAGAACGUAUUAUUAAGAAGAAUUAAAUAAUAAUAAUAAUAAAAAAUAUUAUUAAAUAAAA